Molecule: messenger RNA, 942 nt
Organism: Hibiscus syriacus
Lineage: Eukaryota; Viridiplantae; Streptophyta; Magnoliopsida; Malvales; Malvaceae
Exons: 5
Coding region: 64-681 (205 amino acids)
Source: RefSeq, a predicted model, not a curated record
AUUCCACCCUUCUUUCAUCGUCUUCUUCUCUUUCUUUUUAUCUUUGCUUCAUUUUCCGAGAAAAUGUUGAAUCUGACGGAAAAUCCAAAGCUGGACUCGUCAUCUUCCAACGAGAUAUCCAUACAAAAUAUAUCAGUUUCGGAUCAUAAUAAUGGCUUUCAAUACACAACGGAUAAUAAAACCGAUAGCUUUGUUCUCGACUUGGAAGGUUUCUCUCAUGGAGGAUCCAAUAAAGAAAUCACUCAGAAUUCAAGAUUUACAAAAAGUCUUUCUCGUAAAGGGUCUCAGAGAGGAGGGGACAAGAAGAUUAUAAGCUUCAAUUGUACAAAUUCAAAUUGUAAAUCGUCUCUCAAUGAUAAAGAUGCUUUUGUUGCCACCUCCCCGAGAGGGUCUAGCACUGCUGAAAAGCCGGUGACGGCCGCUGUAGGGUCAACUGAUAUGGCCAACAAUCCGCAAGCUCGUCAUCAGAUCACCAUUACAACUGGCAAUAUCACCGCUCUAACCGAGAGCAGAUUUAAUCUCAGGAGAAACAAUUCCCGACGACAUGCUUCCCAAUGGAUUUUCGAUCCCAAAAGGCUUCUGUUUCUCUUUGCCACACUAUCGAGCAUAGGAACGAUUUUGCUGAUAUAUUUCACAUUGUCGAUUUACAAAACGAACGGAGAUGGGGAUGCUUUCGAUUAGGACAUAGCCGGGGACUAUACUCACCAACUUACUGGUAACUAAGAGCAACAUUGCAACAUGACAUACACAUGGGAGAUCAGACCGGAAAACCGAUGGGAGUGGUUGAGAAUGAAGAGGAAGGUUGAAGAAAGAAAACAAAAGGGAAAGAUUAUAUGAAUCUUCCAUUAAAGAUAGCUUCAUGUGUAGAGAGUUAUAAAAAAAUCAAACUUUGGAGAUGAUGACAAGUACAUAAAUCCACUGUGAUAAAGAUGCGGAAUCUUU